Molecule: messenger RNA, 723 nt
Organism: Lodderomyces oxycetoniae
Lineage: Eukaryota; Fungi; Ascomycota; Pichiomycetes; Serinales; Debaryomycetaceae
Gene: CDC34
Product: SCF E2 ubiquitin-protein ligase catalytic subunit
Exons: 1
Coding region: 1-723 (240 amino acids)
Biological process (GO): ubiquitin-dependent protein catabolic process; protein polyubiquitination
Molecular function (GO): ubiquitin conjugating enzyme activity
Source: RefSeq, a predicted model, not a curated record
AUGAGUUCAAAGUCUGCUGCUGCUAUUUUACAACGACAAUUCAAAGACUUGACUGACCCCAAAAAGAGAAUCCCAUCAUUUUUCAUUGAAUUAGAUGACGAUAACAUCUUUCUCUGGAAUAUCGGUGUCAUGGUAUUGAACCCAGACUCUUUAUAUCAUGGAGGGUAUUUCAAAGGACAAAUGAGAUUCCCAAGUGAUUUCCCUUUUAGCCCUCCAUCGUUUAGAUUCACACCUGCAAUAUAUCAUCCAAACAUUUAUAGAGAUGGAAGAUUAUGUAUAUCGAUUUUGCAUCAAGGUGGCGAUCCAACGAGCGAUGAGCCAGAAUCGGAAACUUGGUCACCGGCACAAACAGUUGAAAGCGUAUUGAUUUCGAUUAUUUCCUUAUUAGAUGAUCCAAAUGGUAAUUCUCCAGCAAAUAUAGACGCCUCGGUGGAAUUUAGAAAAAACUUUGAAGAGUAUAAGAAAAAGGUACAAAAGGAAGUAGAGAGGUCUAAAAAGGAUAUUCCUCCGGAUUUCAUAAUGCCCACCGAUGAAGCAAAUGCUUAUGAUAAUCAACAGGCCAGAAAUAAAGAAGCUAUCGAUGAACCGGUAGAUGAGGAUUUUUGGUAUGACAGUGAGGAGGAAGAAAGUUUUGAUGAGGAGAGUUUAAUGGAUCACGACGAAGACGAAGAGGAGGAGGAAGAGGAAGAAGAAGAACAAGAUGAAGAUGUUGAUAUCAAAUAA